AUGAGCCAGACGACACCCAUACCGCUUCAGUCUUUCUUGCAGCUUUUGACGUCAAGGAAAGUUUCCAUCGCGCGUGCCAUGAAGAUAGCUGGACAGGUCGCUAGUUACAAGCAGUGCAAUACACCCGAACAACUUGGUCGACUCACCAACGCUUCUCUUCUGGGCUUCGGUGUCUCUGAGAAGGAAGAUCGAGACGCUAUACUCAACGCCGUCAAUAAGGCCGGUUACCGUGCGCAAGCUGUGGCGAAAUCUAAGGAGCAAGCGGCAAAGAAGCGCAAAGCUGCAGAGACUAAGAUCGGUACAAGGACGUCACUGUCUCGUCAUGGAAGGCCGGAGGCUACGACUGUCGAUGAUUCUCUAAAGAUGGUCCAGGAGACCGAUUUUGCUAUCGACCUACCGAAGCCUUUCCCGCGUAAGCGACGCAAGUUGGAUGACACGAAGCUCAAGAACGAGUUUCUUCCUGACAAAUCUUGGGACGAAGGCGAUGCAUUGAACAGUUUCGACUUCGAAGAGACCCUUGCUGAAGAGGCGCUUGCAGACCAGUACGCUAUAGUCAAUCGAGCGCCGAUUAUGAUGGCUUGGUCGUGUAUUGUCGCCGAACGAAUUGGUUUUGCGCGAGAGGAAGCUCUCAGCAUCGCGUCCGUGUAUACAGAGAUGAACGCUAUCACGAGGGGUUUAUCUCUGGGCAUAUACGACAAGACGAGCGCGGAAGUCGUAGAGGCUUCUCCUCACGGCACACAGCCUUACGCCGAAGUGAUGGGCCGGCGCAUACCAUUGUACAAGACCUCGGAGGGUUCUUGGCGAGCUCUCAACAAAGAUAGUAAACCCGCAUCCCCCGCCACCGCUUUUUCAUAUAUCUCUCGGUCUUUGAAGCAGAAUACAUCCGAAAUCGUUGGAUCUUUGCGUUUGCUCGCGCAAAGUCACACGGCCGAACACAUCAACCGCGUUGGGUGGUCACUUUACGCAGAGUUCAGGCCGGAAGCGAAUGGAUGGGGAAAACGAGGUCGAGUGGAUUGCGAUGUUAUCCUGGGAUUACGACCUCGGUCAGGAGCCGAGGAAGCAAGACCCGCCGUCGGAAUGUCCUCAGAGAACGCGGCCAAACCCCAGGAGGACGAGACCGCUUUGCCCUCUACGGUUGAUGGAGAGGACGUGGACCUAUCAGAGAUCGACUUAUUUGGUGACUUUGCCAUCGAGGAACCCGAUGCCCAGCCUGACCCGGUGACCGUGACUGAACGCUCACGUUGUACUGCAAAGACAUGA
Molecule: messenger RNA, 1260 nt
Organism: Peniophora sp. CBMAI 1063
Lineage: Eukaryota; Fungi; Basidiomycota; Agaricomycetes; Russulales; Peniophoraceae
Source: the annotation of a GenBank genome assembly